AUGCAUACUUCAAAGGAGAAUUUUGUCCUCCUGUCCAAGUGUGAGCAUUUAUGCGGCCUUAGUUAUCGUGUAAACCUGGCAGGCGUCGAGCUUCGGUAUCUGCCCGUCUCUGCCUGUCACCGAAGUGGGCCAUACUCGAGUAGCGUUUGCCCCAUCUUCAGCGUUGACGGGUCUAAAUGCGCCUUUAGGAGCAUUUCUGAUGGGCCCCCUUCACCUGCCUCAUCCGCUUCAUCUUCCAAAAUGGCCCGAUUGAUACUCCUGGAUGGCGCAAUUACUACCACCUUUAUUCUCCCCACCCCUUACGCACUUUCACAAACUUUCUCUAGACCUCACCUGAUUUCGACUGGUGUGUUUCGACCAUGGCACCUUCAUUACGCACAUUUCGCCUUUAAUUCCACUGCCUCUUCUCCCUGCCCUUUCGCUGUCGACCUCAAUUCGCCCACUUUCCAGCCCUUCUCACUUGGGCUCCUUGAUUCUGCGAGAAGUGCAUUUCACUCGUACUUGCCGCAUUUCUUCUCUGGUCCGGCCUCGGCUGCAAAUACGCCUCUGGCUCGUUCCGAGCGCAGAUAG
Protopolystoma xenopodis is the source of this 570-nucleotide messenger RNA. NCBI's taxonomy places the organism in Eukaryota, Metazoa, Platyhelminthes, Monogenea, Polystomatidea, Polystomatidae. The record is from the annotation of a GenBank genome assembly.